GCUUCCCUGCUCUCCAAAUCCCGCAGCACUUGUUGUGUCUUCUUGUGGUCACUUUGGAGCCAGAUAAGCUUUGACGAACGACACUGGAUUUAUUUUUAAUACAUUAGUGAUUUGCAGGAUUUAACAGUACUUUCUCUCAUAUAGCCUAUAUACCAAAACAUUACUUUUCUGAAAUAUAUUUGAGUGUGGUCGUCUGCGCAUAGCUGUCAGACUGGCCUAUUCGGCAUUGUUUUUUGGGGCGAACGUUAUCCACAAAAGAGAGAGACAGAGGAAGAGAGAAGGGCACUUAUUCCACGAGCCUCUUUAGCCCGAACGGAGAUAAAUCGAGGAUAACAUUCGUAAUUACAACCAUUUACGCAACCAGAUAAAGGUGGAUAGUCACGGAUACGUCUGGUAUCCAACAACAAGUCAACCUUCAGUCUAUCAUUAUUUUAUUUUGGUGAUCUUUUACCGAGAAAAUUACCGUCCGUGUUCAUGCCAGAUCUGCAGCGCUUUAGUUUUCCAUACCAUAGCAUGAAUCCUUUGUUAGGGGCGAACUCGCUUCUCCAACAUCAACAGCAGCAGAACCAAGGAGGACAGAGUCAUCCGGAUUCCCCCUCAGGCCUUCUGCCCGAAUCCGUCUUCGGCUCGCUCGACCCGACGUCCUUCUUCCUGGGCGACCAUCCCGGACUGGGUACGGAGACUCUGCCAGGGUUCGAUUUCACCACACCCUCACAAGCUUACCUGCAUCUGAACCAUAAUAACCACUCGUAUCACCGGUCUGUGCCUCAACCUCCUGCGGCGAUGGCCCUGAGGAACGACCUGGGCUCCAAUAUCAGUGUCCUAAAGACUCUGAACUUACGGUUCCGAUGCUUUCUGGCCAAAGUGCAUGAACUUGAGCGAAGGAAUAAGAUUUUGGAGAAACAACUACAACAGGCGUUGGAUGCGAAGAACAGCUGUGAUGGAAGUUGUUCUGAAAGCGCUAGACGGGCCCAUACCCAAGAAACGGGUGUACAGACCGGGUUUGUGGGAACUAUCCCGCUCAGGCCCGGGUCACUCCCGUUCCAAAACACCAACAACUCCGCGAGACGACCCACUACCCUCUUCACACCUGCCCUCAACACUGUCCUCACGCUUGAGUCCAACAACAAAGCUGGAACAAACCCCACCGAACCGAAUAAGAAUCCGACCAUCACGGUAAGCCUAUCAACCCCGACAAUCGACUCUCCAGCUGGGUCCAAUUCAAUCACCAACGGGAAAACGGUUUUCAGUACCAGUACUGGCACUGGAACCCCCACCAACCCGCCUCCCCGGUUCCUCCCCGGUACUAUCUGGUCCUACAACCAUACCCGCAAGCUCGGUUCUGGCGUGGAGACGCGCGUCACCAGCCCGGGUGUGUCCUGGGUCCAGCCGGACGGGGUCGGGGUCCAGAUUGAUACCAUUACCCCGGAGAUCAGAGCCCUGUACAACGUCCUGGCCAAAGUCAAGAGGGAGAGAGACGAGUACAAACGCAGGUGGGAGGAGGAGUACACUGUCAGAGUGGACAUGCAGCAGAAGAUGGAAGACCUACAGGAGGUAACACUGUGUGACCUCCAGGAGAGUGAGGGCUGUCAGGAUGAGUUGGCUGUCAGAGUACAGCAGCUGAAGGCUGAACUGGUGCUCUUCAAAGGCCUCAUGAGCAACAACAUGUCUGAUCUGGACAGUAAAAUCCAGGAGAAGGCCAUGAAGGUGGACAUGGACAUCUGUAGACGCAUCGACAUCACGGCUCGCCUGUGUGACGUGGCCCAGCAGAGGAACUGUGAGGAUGUCAUCCAGAUGUAUCAGGUCUCUAACACCCAGUCUGCCAUCAACUGUCGCCCCCGGAAACAGACCCCGCUGUCCGUCAACAGUAGUGAGGGUGAUGAGACUAUCAGCACCUCGGAGAGCGAUGGGGGCCUGCCCAGAGAGGAGGAGCUCUGUGGCUCGUCAGCCAAUCAGAUCAACGAGGAAAUGCAGAGGAUGCUCAACCAGCUGCGGGAGUGUGAGUUUGAAGAUGACUGUGACAGCUUGGCCUGGGAGGAGACAGAGGAGACUCUGCUGCUGUGGGAGGACUUCCCAGGAUGCACUCUGGCUCCAGAGACCACCCACCAGCCAGGAGAGCAGGAAGACCAGUGUCUGGAGAAGGUGAUUAAUGACACUGAGGACUUAUUCAAAUCCAGGGAGAAAGAAUACCAAGAGACCAUCGAUCAGAUUGAGUAUGACUUGGCUACAGCUAAGAGUGAUAUGAACCGUCACCUACAUGAAUACAUGGAGAUGUGUUCUAUGAAGAGAGGCCUGGAUGUACAGAUGGAGACCUGCAGGAGACUCAUCACCCAGAGUGGGGACAAUAAGCCUGGCUCUCCUGUGGCUGUGGCUGGUGAGGAGAGCGUUGACCAGGCAGAGAAGGAAGGGACAACAGCAUCACCUCCUCUCUCCAACUCUCCUCCCAGAUCAUGACCUAUCAAGACCACCUCCAUCACAUGACCUUCAUUCCAUCCAACCACAGCACCACUCAACACUCCGCUGUCACUAUAGCAACGCCAUGUUUACAUUCUAACCACUAGAUGUUUGUUAGUCUAUUUUUCAUAUUCUUCAUGCUAUCUUCAUUCACAAGGCUCAAUAUAGGAAAGUGGCAGAUCUAUCUGUUUUAGCGACGGUGUAGUGUUGUGUGUUUCCAACAGCUUUUAGUUCCCCUCUACUGGAAAGUGGUAUUACUAACACCAUGGAAGUCUGUACAUAAGAAUCCACUGUUUAGCAGAGCAAAGGUAACGAGGUAAUGGAUUGAAAUACACAACUUGAAUUGAGAAUACCUCAUAGAAACUUAUGAGCAAUAUUUGAAUGAACUCAUAUGAGUUGUAGGCUAGCGUGUACUUUUAAGGUAGUUGUUGGUACUACAGAGAACCAUGGUAAUAACUCUCCUAUAGCAUGAUCCAUUUCCACACAGCCAUAAUGAUAAACACACCGCACACACACACCAACACACACCAAUACAUUCAUGUCAGGCUAGCAGAUCAUUCUAACAGUGUGCUGUCCUGUUGCUACAUCAUGAGGGUUGUUUUCAGACUCAGUCAAACUCACCUAGAAGUAUAACACAGUAAAUAUAAGCCUUAGGGUGUGUUUGUAAAUUCACUCUGGAGUGCCAGAGUGCGCUCUGGGCGUUCGUAAAUUUAAAGCUUUGUCAGAUUGUCAGUUCGUAAAUUCAGAGUGUUUCGCUCUCGGAGCGUUCAGAGCGCACAAGGAGUAGGGUUGAUCAGAGUGUUCUGACCUCACAACCGCAGUCAAGCACCCAAGCUAACUGGCUAAAGUUGGCUAGCUUGCUAGCUACUUCCAGACAAAAAUGAGAGAACACCUCACUCUGACCAUUUUACUCACCCUAGCAGAACUGAUUAGGUUGUUUUUGUUAUCCAGAGUGUUGGUGACUGUAACUGUGACAAUUUCAUUACGCUAUUUUGCCUACGUUUACUGACACCGGCCAUAUUCAAUGGGUGUUGAGCGUUAGUAAAUUCAUCAGAUGAGAAUGGAGUAGAUAGCCAGAAAAAAUUUACAAAGCAAAGCCCAGUUGGCAAGAGAGAGAAACUCCAGAUUAAUCACUUUAUUAGCAACAAAACAGAAAUAUACUGUACUGUAUCAUAGUUAUUCAAACGGGCUAAAAUAAUAUAAAAUCACUCAUUUUAUCAAGACAUCUAUACUUCAUUCAUAUGUAUCAAUGAAAACUAGAAAAAAGUCAAAUAGUAAACUAAACUCUAAGAUGCAGUCACUCAGAUGGCGUCAAUGAUAUCCCCUGUGUGGGAUUCUGAACUCACGAGUCACAUUUUGAAACAAAAGCCUGCCCGUCUCCCUGCCCUUUUGUUGACAUCAGACAGGGAGUCAAGGUAACAUUAUUUUACUGUCCUGUUUCACUUACCUGGUAUUUACUAAGGAAUUAUUGGAUAACAUUGUGUAACAUUGUAUUCUUUCUUCAACACAACUGGUAACUAACUACCUGGUACUAAAUGUUACAUAGUGGUGCUUGUUUCACUGAAUCCCAAAGAACCCCAAAGUAGUGUGCCGGGUAAAGUAAAUAGGAGACUGUAACCAGAGUCAACAAGAGGAGUGGGGGGGGAGAGAGAGAGCAGAGAUUUUUGUUUUAGAAUGCAUCUGUAGCCUAUGGUUUCCACUAGAUAACACAGCCACAAAGUUAAAAUUGGAUAUAUCGUAAUAUUUCAUGAAAAUACAAAUGUGCUUUUUGGUCUUAAUUUAAGGUUAUGGUUAUGCAGAAGGUUAGGAGUGUGGUUAAGUUUAGGGUCAGAUUUUAAGACGAUAAAUUGUAGAAAUAGGCAGGGUUUAUGACUUUGUGGUUGUGUAAACUAGUGAUGACCAUAGCCUAGCCUGGUUCCAGAUCUGUAUAUGUGCUUUAGUCAACUCCUCUAACUAUCGUUGUCAUGCCAUAUGCUUUUCUAUGUGACUCCAGAGAGGUUAUCUCUGCCACUGAUCCACUUCUAUCAGGUACUUUGACUUUUGGCAUGGCAACUAUGGUGAGAAAAGGUCGCUAGAGCACAUACUGAUCUGGGACCAGGCUAGUCAUAGGCUCUGUGCCGGCCCUAUAUGUGGUAGUGCAGUGUGAAUAGUGUAAAUAGUGAAUAGUGUAAAGCUGAUCUGAGGUCAGCUCUGGGGCCUUGCCCUGCUCUCUGUGUGUCUCUGUCACUGACACAGGGAGAGGGAUACAUAUGACAAAGGGCAUUGACACCCAAGUGUUGUUAUACCUACGAGCUGUAUUGUAUACUAAUGUUUUGUUUAGUUUCCAGCAGCAGAGAGCAGAGGAAGGCCCUGCUACUCUGUCCUCUAGCAGGGAGAUAGGUAGGCUAGGCUAUGAGAAGUUAGAUGGGAGAGAUCUGUGUAUCUGUUCUGUACUCUCUAUUUUUAUGUGCUGUAGUCUGAUCUGGUUGGUAAGGACUCAAAUGCAUCAGUAGUAUUGUAUCUGAGAGAAAAGGAAGAUUGAUGAACAGGCUAUAAAAGACAGAAUGUCCACAGAUGAACAAAUAGACAGACCGACAGAUGAAUGUACAGUAUGGGUAGAUAGAUGGACAGAUUAAUGAAUUGAUGGACAGAUUGAUGACCUGCUGAGAUAAUUUAUGUUUGCUACUUGAAUGUCAAAGCAACUGAAAACAAGCAGUCUGAAUUAACUUUGAGAAAUAUUGCUGACACAUUGUUAUAGAAGUACUAAAUACUGAUGCUGAAAAGCUAUCUGACUCAGUGCUUGAUAUGGCCUAACCUAUUUUUGAGCUUAAAAGUUAGCCGUUUAUAAAGAAAGAGCAAAGCAAAUAUGUAUAUUCAAUAAACAGCAGUAACAGCAGUAAUAACAGUAUUAAAUGUAACAGAAGAAUGACAUGUACAGAUGUAAGAUCUUAAUUUGAUCACUUUUGUUGCUGAGAAUUUUCCUGUUCUAAAAAGGCUUCUGAAGUUUGUAAUUUCCACUUUGAAAUUUCAGACUUGAUUUUCCCUAAUGAAAAAUGCAUCAACCCCUACAAAAUUGGCCAUUAAUUAUAAUCCACAUAAUAAAUCACAUUUCCUGUUGCUGCAGAAUUUUGUCUUGCUGUAGCAAACUGGCUCAAAUUAUGAUUCUACAUCUGUAAUAAUUCGAACUCGUACACGUCACGAAUGUAAACAAUUAUUGAAGGAAAACUUAUUUUAUUUUCUCCACUUGUCACUUCAUAUUUGUAGAUGUGGCGAAAUAGUGAAAUUGUUAGAGCUGAGGAGUAGAUUUCCUCUCUGUUAAUUCAACAUACACUAUGUUAUUAUUCAGUAGAAUGUAGAUGUACAAUACAGUUUUGUUUCUCUUCCUUGACAUUGAAAGAUGCAUUACUUUGAGUAUAAAACACUCGCUUACCUCAGAUUAACAAUAUUUAAUAACUCUUUACUUUGAGUAUAAAACACUCUCUUACCUCAGAUAAACAAUAUUUAAUAACUCUUUACUUUGAGUAUAAAACACUCUCUUACCUCAGAUAAACAAUAUUUAAUAACUCAAUAAUAGAACACAAGGAUUCCUUCACAAAUACUAUCUCUUAAUCAACAACCAAAUGGAGGCUUCAGUUUAGUUCAUUUCAUUUGUGUUUCUUUCUUUUUCUUGUUUGAUGAGGGAGAUGUUGAAUCGGGUGCAGGCUGCUGGUCACCUUAGUAUUGUAGAAGGGUUUCCAAGGCUUUCUCUGAAUGAUUAUAUAGGUUGUGAAGAACAGGUUUUGGAACCAUGAAAAAAAGAUAUGCAUGUCUUAAGCUAUGUAUUGGGUAUGCCAUUCCUUGGGCUAGGAGUUUCUCCUGACCACAUGACCUAGAUCCUAGACCGGGGUAUUCAACUCUGACCCUACGAGGUCCGGAGCCUGCUGGUUUUCUGCUCUACCUGAUUUACUAAUUGCACCACCUGGUGUCCCAGGUCUAAAUCAGUCCCUGAUUAGAGGGGAACAAUGAAAACAUGCAGUGGACCUGGCUUUGAGGUCCCGAGUUGAGUUUGAGGGUCCUAUGCUAUAAUGCUUGGGUUUUUUCUGCUCGGGUCAUAUGGCCAGUAAAACUCCUGGCCCUAGCGUUCCUGCCCUUUGGCCAGGACUGGAGAUUAAAAUGGAGAAUAGAAGGCAGCGGAGAAAUAGUGUGAGAAUAUGUACUGUUUUUUUUUCUUUGUAUAUUUUACUACACGCACAGAGAGACUGAGUCUCUGCAGUAUGUAUGCAUGAGUCAGCGUGUAUGUUAGGAGAGUGUUCUAAUGUCCUUGGUUUUUAAAAAGAGUUUUACUGGUUCACUUACAACAUGAAGAAUACAAUAGUCCCAAAUGCACACUGUCUUCCAGUGUCUGUCUGACAAUAGACCAAUUCAUAUCCUCUUCACAACUGAACUGAAGGCUAACGGUAUAACUGAAUCAUUGUAAACUAGAGUGGUAGGGACCAUACAGUGAUGUGUUCUGCUGACUGGAUUCCCAUCUCUACAAAUGUCUGUAAAUCGCCUUGAAAUACUGUAAAUAUGUAAAUCAAAGAUGUACAAUAAUCGCUCUAAUAUUCCUUCAAUAAUCCACUUUCUUCAUGAGUGUAUGUGAUUACAAAGUAAAUUCUUUUUAAAAAUGGCACCAAAUUGUAAAGAAAAAAGAAAAAAGAUUACUACUCAAAAUGCUUAACAUAAUGAGGGUAUGAUUGCUAUGAUAUUGUAUGCAUUAAAGGAAAACGCUAUGUUGGAUAUAUUGUAUGUUUAAACACUGGCAAUGCAAGGAGGUCCACAGUCAAAAAUACUUAAGUGUCAGGUUCCCGGAUUUGGCACAUAGCUGAACUUUUAAUGUGGAUGGAGAUAUUUGAUUGGUCCUUAAUAUUUCUCGUAGACCAGGAGCCAAUACUCUUGCUCUGUGAGGGCCAGUGUAUUCUCUCGUCCAUAUAUUUUUACCAUCAACUAAUUCCAUCUGGCCUUGGUAAGCUAGCAUGCAGGUGAAUAGACUGAGUUGUCAAGGAGAAGACUGUUAGGAAUCACCAGAGCCUCAUUUACUAAGCAUCUGCACCAGUGCCAUGUUUACACCUGCUCUGUUCAAAAGGGAACGAGUCAUAGAACAAAGGGUCAAGGGACAAGUAAAGUCUGUUUUCUGUUUCUAGCUUUGUAUCUCAUCUUAUAAUUCCCUCUGAAAAUAGCAAGUGUAAACAUUGCACUGCUUGAUAAAUCAGGCCUUGGUCUUUGUUUUGGUGAGGUGUGAGUUCCGUGAAACUGGACUGUCCCCUUGAACAUGUGUGCUUCAACGCAGAGCUCUGUGUACUGACAGAGAGUUCAACGCAGAGCUCUGUGUACUGACAGAGAGUUCAACGCAGAGCUCUGUGUACUGACAGAGAGUUCAACGCAGAGCUCUGUGUACUGACAGAGAGUUCAACGCAGAGCUCUGUGUACUGACAGAGAGUUCAACGCAGAGCUCUGUGUACUGACAGAGAGUUCAACGCAGAGCUCUGUGUACUGACAGAGAGUUCAACGCAGAGCUCUGUGUACUGACAGAGAGAUGGAAUGAAGAAUAAAAGAUACAGCUGAGCAAUA
This is a messenger RNA of Salvelinus fontinalis (brook trout), 8022 nucleotides long. RefSeq names its product intermediate filament family orphan 1b (gene iffo1b). The coding region runs from base 475 to 2454 and encodes 659 amino acids. The transcript has 9 exons. Lineage: Eukaryota; Metazoa; Chordata; Actinopteri; Salmoniformes; Salmonidae. The record is from RefSeq and is a predicted model, not a curated record.